Molecule: messenger RNA, 1637 nt
Organism: Carassius carassius (crucian carp)
Lineage: Eukaryota; Metazoa; Chordata; Actinopteri; Cypriniformes; Cyprinidae
Product: guanine nucleotide-binding protein G(I)/G(S)/G(O) subunit gamma-13-like
Exons: 3
Coding region: 448-651 (67 amino acids)
Biological process (GO): phospholipase C-activating G protein-coupled receptor signaling pathway; sensory perception of taste
Cellular component (GO): heterotrimeric G-protein complex
Molecular function (GO): G-protein beta-subunit binding
Source: RefSeq, a predicted model, not a curated record
GGUCUCCUUUUGUCUCCAACAUUAGGAGAGAAAUUUCGACUUCAGCGGCAUAUAACCGCCCUCUGGCUCCCCUCCCAGGCAGAUUUACCCCAGCACCUCCUCUACACAUUGGCCCAGCAGCGGCUGAGCAGCACUUUACUAGGCUGUAACCACUGCCAUCGGCUCAACUUCUUCAGCAUCGUUUCAGUGUCUGUGGCGCUGCUGCCGGAGCUUGCGAGCCUGUCUUCAGUCUCCCCGUCUAGUCCUUUGUCUGUCUACAUCGGAUAUACAGUCGUCCGUCGUUUUUCGUCAAUUAGGCACAGGCGUAUGUGUUUUUUAAUUGAUCUGAGGACAUUUCCCACAGAUAAGAACAGUCUGCACCAAAGACGGGCUUCGGGUAUUAACGUUAUCCAAAGGUAGCUACAUCACCGAGGUUUAGUUUGAUCACUUCCACAUCAAGCCGCAGUCAUGGAUGAGAUGGACUUGCCCCAGAUGAAGAAGGAGGUAGAAAGCCUCAAGUACCAGCUGGCCUUCAAAAGGGAGAAAUCCUCAAAGACAGUGACAGACCUGGUGAAGUGGAUCGAGGAGUGUGUGCCUGAAGACCCUUUCCUGAAUCCUGAGCUGAUGAAGAACAAUCCAUGGGUGGAGAAGGGCAAGUGUGUGCUUCUAUAAAAGAGAAGCAGCAGCAGCAGCAGCAGCAGCAGCGGUCGCCCCAGCCCUCCGUCUGAGCCUCCACCAGCCUGACAGGAUCACACGGCACUUGCUCUCUUUCUUCUUGUUUCAUUACCUCACCAUGAAUGUACAGCAGCUUAGCAUCCACUGCACAACAAAACUCACACUCAUGCACACAACAUUAGCUCUAUAUAGUCAAUUGAAGAAUUUGACACUUUGACAUGCAUUACUAUUAUAUUUGUAACCAUCAAUAUACCUUUAUAUGCAGUUAGUGUAAUUUCUCUUGCCUACUCGACUUCAGUGUUGUCGCCGAGUUCAAGCAUGUAGUGUCGACAUCGAAAUGUUACUAUUUACACCAUACUCAGCAGUUACAGACAUUUUUAAACAUGUACAGAUUGUUUUAAUUUAUUAACUUAUUUAUGAUCAUUAAUUAAUUUAUUUAUGGUUUGAUUUGCUACUGAAGCUGUUGGCACCGACUGCUUUAAAAAUUACGAUGGACCUGCUGUUGUUCAACUGCACCCUUCCUUCCUCGAAAGCUAUGGAUAAUGUUUUAUUUUAUUUUUUUAACGCAUCUUGCCAGGUCACCAUCAAAUACUGCCUUGUACACAAUUUCCUUAAAAAGAAUGUAAGUGUGUGAGGGAUUAGUAAACCAUCAGCACCCUAAAGCAUCGAAUGGAUAUGCAAACGGAGAGGUUGUGCACUGGCCAAGGCUUUUUUUUUUUUUUUUUUAUUUUGAUUAAUAGCUCAAUCUUUAUUUAUGGCAAGGAUGUGGGGUUAAUCUGUGACUUUUGAUUUGUUCAUGUUUUUAUAUAUUCAAACAGUAGAAACCUGUCCAAUUAUCUAGAGGUGUGUUAUAUAUGAGAAUGCUUUGAGAAAAUAUGCAUAAGAUCAAGUACUAGUUUAAUAAAAAGCAAUAAGUGAUUACAUUUUUUAUUGAAUGUUUUACAGAACAUAUUACUGAAUAAAGUAGAGGAUUUUUAGACAGC